CUCCUCGGCGCGCGCUCCGCGGCCGGCUCCGCGCGCUCCAGCCCCGCGGGAGGCAGCGGCCCGGCGCAGCUCAGGGUCCGGGGCGCGCCGCGCGAUGCUGCCCAGCGCCGUGGCGGCCCACGCCGGCGCGUACUGGGACGUGGUGGCCUCCUCGGCGCUCCUCAGCCUCCCCGCGGCGCCGGGCUUCGGCCACCUGGGCAAGAGUUUCCUGAUCGAGAACUUGCUGCGCGUCGGCGGCGCCCCGGCGGCGCACGGGCCGCAGCCACCGCCGCCGCCGCCCCACGGCCCGGCCGCCGCGGGCGCUCCGAGGGCCCUGCCCGCCAGCCCAGUGCCGCUGAAGCUGUGCCCCGCCGGGGCGCCCUACGGCCCGCGCUGGGCCUUUCCGGGGCUCACCCCGUCCGCGGACGGCUCGAGGCUGCCGGGCCGGGCUCCGGGGGACCGAGACGGCGCCUUCCAGCCUUCAGCGCCAGCGCCCGCCAAGCCCCUGCUCCUGAGCGCCCCGGCCUUCUACUCGGCCUGCUGCGGUGGGUCCUGCCGGCGCCCCGCGCCCGCCGCCGCCUUUCCAAGAGAAGAGAACGUGCUGCCAGUCCUGACGCAGGACUCCAACUCCAAAGCCCGCAGGGGCAUUUUAAGAAGAGCUGUCUUUUCUGAGGACCAGAGGAAGGCCCUGGAGAAGAUGUUCCAGAAGCAGAAAUACAUCAGCAAAACUGACCGGAAAAAGCUGGCUGCCACCUUGGGGCUCAAGGAGUCUCAGGUGAAAAUUUGGUUUCAGAACAGAAGGAUGAAGUGGCGGAAUUCCAAAGAGAAGGAAGUGCUCUCCAACAGAGGCGUCCAGGAAGCGGGCCCGCAGGAGGACGCCCUCCCGCCGUCUGUCCUGGCUUUCCCUCCUCCAUGUGCCUCCCUGUGGGAUGUCUCCCAGCGGCACUGCCCUGCAGCGUGGAGGGGGGGCUCCCCAGAAUCUGCGGAGAGACUAAUCCAGGAGAACACCGGGGUGCCCACCCAGGAAGUGAGUUCCCUGCCAGACGCCUUGUGCUUGUGUCCCCAGGAAGAGACUGGACACAAGGGCGUGCUCGCCGGAGUCGUGUGAGCGGGACACUCACUAAUCACGUGUGGACCCUAACGCAGCUAGUAUGUCCUCACCAGUGCCUAAAACCUAACGCCUUUGGAGUGACGCGUGGUCUGACGCCUUAGGAACCCUGCCCCAGUGUUCCCUUGUUUGGCCCUAGACUCAGGCUUAAUUUGUAAGUGAAAUAGAAUCUCCCAGGAGGAAUGAAAGACUGAAAGAGGAAGAGCAGUGGCCAGCGGCAAGUCCCUGUGGGGCGCGUGUGUACAGAAGAGCGUGUGUCUCUGUGUGUAUAUAAGUAUUCAUUAAACAUACUUCGGUAGAACUAGUUCCUCUUUCAACAUUGCACUGAGCAAUUUUAUUUCUUUUUAUGUAAAGAAAACCAAGCUGUCAACAGAUAUUAUUAAUUUUUUCAAAAUACUGUACAGUGGGGACUUUAGUUCAUACUUUGAUACAAGAACAUGCGUAGACAUUCUCUGUCUUCUUAUGUCUCUGUAAGUGAAUGUUAGUAAGUCACUCAGCAGUCCUAAGAAAUGAGUGACCAUUAGACACAUCUACUGAGACUAGAUACUUGAAAUCAGCCCACCAAGCCAAUUAGAUGAAUUCCUGAAUGUGGCUGUCUUAGUGUUCCGACCUCCGGGUCUCUGCACUUCAUCAGUGAGGGAGGGAGGCAGCCGUUUACCUCAUUUGUCUUUUGUUGUCUUCUCUGUGGGGAUGCGCCUGGCCCAGGACUUAUAAAAAGCACUGCUAAGGGCCUAUCAUGUAAACAGGGACAGGGCCCACCCAUGGGAAUUGAAUUCAGUCCAGUUUGGAAUUACUGUGUGCAUCAGAACACCUGUGGCUUGGGACCUCUGAGCAAGACCAAAGACCGCUGUGGUGUCGCACUUCUAGAAGCAUUCCCAACCAGACAUAAAAAUCCAGCGUGCUGGGACCUACAGCGAGGCAGUGGUCUCUGUUUGCAGUUCCAGAUGCAGGCUCGAGUCCCCGCGUGGCUGGGCUGUAAGUAAGGUGACCUCUCUGUGCUAGCAAAUACCACCCAGAUGUUCUGUGUUUUCUGAUUACCCUGAAAUAGCAUUUGUGUAAGAUUGCAUUUCUGGUAACAAUUUGCUUAGUUCGUCCAGAAAUUUUUACUCUGGGUCUGAGGAAAAGUUACAUUCCACUUUGAAAGCCACGAAGCAGAAGUGAAGUGAGGUGGCUUUGAGUGAAGUUGCCACAAUCUGCAGACAAGAAGCAUGAGCCGUCGUUAGGUGGCGUUUUGUUAGCUGUGUAACGAGGGUGGCCUCUGCCUGCCUGCCUUUCUCCCCUGCAGUUUUUGCUUGUUCAGUUUGGAAAAGCUAAUUUUUGAGUCACAUUGUCAUCUUUUGAAUCACCUGUAGGAAAUUGUUUGCUAUGAGUGUGGAAUUUGAAUUGGCGUGUCUGUCUCUUGUGAUCUGUUGCUAGAAGUUGCCUCAGAAGCCUGUCUCAGGGCCUGUUUGUGGGUACUGGGGGCUGCAUCUGUCGGCAACAAUUUAAACCUUGAAGUCUAUCUUAGGAUGAUGUGUAAUACAGUCUCGUUCCGUUAUAGAAGCUGACCUCAUGCACGUGGAAGGAGGGCCUUCCCUGUGCCCAGGACUGCUGAGCACGGAGGGCGGAUGAGCUCAUUCACUCCUCGAGGCAAACCCCCUGUGAUGCGAGUGGUGCUGCUUGCUCUCCCUAGAUGGGGGCUGGGCAGAGUGCGGCAAGGG
Molecule: messenger RNA, 2787 nt
Organism: Oryctolagus cuniculus (rabbit)
Lineage: Eukaryota; Metazoa; Chordata; Mammalia; Lagomorpha; Leporidae
Gene: DBX2
Product: developing brain homeobox 2
Biological process (GO): regulation of transcription by RNA polymerase II
Molecular function (GO): DNA binding; DNA-binding transcription factor activity, RNA polymerase II-specific
Source: RefSeq, a predicted model, not a curated record